AUGGCAUCACUAGAAAACGACCGUCGACCAAGAAUCGAUGGAUACGUUCAACCUCAGCUUACCAAGAAGCCGCCUUACUCGGUAGAGGCCUCAGGGUACCAAAAGAAAGAGGGCGAAACCAUUCCCAGACGACAUCCUCUGGCAAAGGACAAACUGAUUGUCCUGCCUUCAAAUGAUGUCAAGACCGUGUAUGACAAUCUCAAGCGAGCUGCUGCCAAGUUUGGAAAUGCCAAAGCCAUUGGGACCAGGAAGCUCCUCAAGACUCAUGUCGAGAACAAGAAGGUGAAGAAGAUGGUGGAUGGGCAAGAACAGGAGGUCGAUAAGAAAUGGACAUACUAUGAACUCAGUGGUUAUAGCUACAUGAGUUUCAUCGAAUAUGAGAAACUGGCGCAUGACAUUGGAUCUGGCCUGCGCAACUUGGGUGUCUCCAAAGAGAACAAGAUGCAUCUUUACGGAGCUACAAGUGCUCACUGGCUCGCCACGUCACACGCCGCCGCUUCUCAAUCUAUUCCCAUUGUCACGGCCUACGAUUCUCUGGGAGAGGAAGGUCUGAGACACUCCCUUGUCCAAACAGAGUCCGUCGCUAUAUUUUUGGAUCCCAACCUCAUCCCGGUAUUGAAUAAGGUCAUGAAGGAUGCUGUGAAUAUCAAGUCCGUCAUCUACAACACUGAACCAGAGGUUAAAGAAGCAGACCUUCAAAAGCUCAAGGCAGAUCAUCCCGACGUUAGGGUCAUCAGUUUUGAAGAGCUGAGGAAGUUGGGCGCCGAAAAGCCUUUUGACCCGGUACCUCCGUCGCCAGAGGAUUUGGCAUGCAUCAUGUACACUUCUGGGUCCACAGGCCCGCCAAAGGGUGUCACCAUCAAGCACAAGGCUGUCGUGGCUGCAAUGGCAGGUGUCCAAACUAUCGUCGCUCCGUACAUCGGACCCGCUGAUGCACUUCUCACCUAUCUGCCUCAAUCCCACAUUUUCGAGUACAUGUUCGAGAAUGUUUGCCUGUUCUGGGGCGGCACCAUGGGCUAUGGUAAUCCCAAGACUUUGUCGGAUACUUCGGUCCGCAACUGCAAAGGAGACAUCCGUGAAUUCCGUCCUACAAUUCUGAUCGGCGUUCCCGCGGUCUGGGAGAGUGUCAAGAAGGGCAUUUUGGCCAAGAUCAAUAGCAGCUCCUUUGUCGUCAAGAAUAUGUUUUGGGGGGCAUUCAACCUCAAACAGAUGCUCCUGGGAGCAGGUCUUCCAGGAUCUGGCAUUCUCGAUGCGAUCGUGUUCAAGAAGCUGAAGGAGGCCACUGGUGGGCGGCUUCGUAUCGCUUUCAACGGCGGUGGCCCUAUCUCCCAAGAAACGAUCAAAUUCAUCAGCUACGCAGUCACCCCAAUGAUUUCGGGCUAUGGAUUGACCGAGACUUCCGCGAUGGGUGCCAUUCAAGACCCAUUGGCUUGGGAUCCCCAUGCGCUAGGCGACAUUCCAGGAUCGAUCGAGAUCAAACUGGUUGACUUUCCCGACGCUGGUUACUACUCAACCAACAAACCUCCUCAGGGUGAGAUAUGGAUCCGUGGGCCUUCCGUGACUGAAGGAUACUGGGACAACGAGCAGGAAACCAAGGAAGCCAUUACAGAGGAUGGAUGGUUCAAGACCGGUGACAUUGGAGAGUUCAAUGCCAAUGGCCAUCUGAAAAUCGUUGACCGCAAGAAGAACCUCGUCAAGACAUUGAACGGUGAAUACAUUGCGCUUGAGAAAUUGGAGUCAGCCUAUCGGACUGCCCCAGUCGUUGGAAAUAUCUGCGUUUUUGCGGCACAAGACAAAGCCAAGCCUAUUGCUAUCAUUGUGCCAGUCGAGGCUGCUCUGCAAAAGAUUGCUGCUGCCAAUGGCAUCAAGGGAGAGAGUACGGAAGAGAUGGUUCAUGACAAGAAGCUUAACCGCAUCGUUUUGAACGAGAUGCUGAAGGCAGGCCGUCAAGCAGGGCUGUCUGGAAUCGAGCUCAUCGAUGGAUUGGUCAUGGCAGACGAAGAAUGGACACCUCAGAAUGGCCUCAUCUCUCCGGCGCAAAAAGUUCAACGAAAGAAGAUCGAAGCCAAGUAUGCGAAAGAGAUCAAGACCGCCUACGGAAGCCAGUGA
Messenger RNA from Exophiala spinifera, 2109 nucleotides. RefSeq lists its product as uncharacterized. Gene Ontology annotation, cellular component: plasma membrane; lipid droplet; endoplasmic reticulum. Gene Ontology annotation, biological process: long-chain fatty-acyl-CoA metabolic process; long-chain fatty acid metabolic process. The record is from RefSeq and is a predicted model, not a curated record. Bases 1 to 2109 code for a protein of 702 amino acids. NCBI's taxonomy places the organism in Eukaryota, Fungi, Ascomycota, Eurotiomycetes, Chaetothyriales, Herpotrichiellaceae. The transcript has 3 exons. Gene Ontology annotation, molecular function: long-chain fatty acid-CoA ligase activity.